Messenger RNA from Pseudomassariella vexata, 1090 nucleotides. RefSeq lists its product as uncharacterized. NCBI's taxonomy places the organism in Eukaryota, Fungi, Ascomycota, Sordariomycetes, Amphisphaeriales, Pseudomassariaceae. The annotation marks the transcript as partial. The record is from RefSeq and is a predicted model, not a curated record. The transcript is spliced from 2 exons.
AGGGGAUCUCGCACUUUGGAGGUUUCGGCACGCAUACAAGAUUACUUCUUUGUGUCGCCUUUGCCUCGUUCAGCCUGUAUUUCUGGAUGUUUGGCAUAGCCGAGUCAGAACCCGGCAUCACCCCUGGGACAGGCCACCCCGAGGACGCUCAUUGCUUGUCUCUAUAUACCUUCAUGUUUUCACCAGUCCGGGCGAAUGGAGGUAUCCGCAUCUUCUACAUUGUCAUGUGUAUAAUCCACUUGAUCUAUUGGGGCAUCAUGCUCAUUAUCUCGUCCAUCGCUGCUGUCGCCAGGUCGGGGAAGAUGUAUACCCUCUUCAAAGCGAACCAGUACAGGACGACGUCCAGACUUCACUAUGCUACUGGCCUCAGUCAACAACAGCUCCGCUACAUCUACAACUUCCACCGCUUCUCAACUAUGUUCUGGAUGAUACUAUCCGUCAUUAUUGUCGAGUUCACGCUCAACUACAAUAAAAUGUACGACGUACUAGGUUGGCGCGGCCACCUCUUCUUUCCAUCCCAACUAAUUCCUCUUACCAUCGGUAUUUGUGGCUUCUUCCGCGUCAUUUACGUUAGCUUCGAACAGUGGAGGUCGCCCGAGGAUGCCGAUCCCUCCCUCUCUGUCGACGAACCUCUGACGCCCCUGAAGGUGUCGUCCAUGCCUCAUGGCAAGAACAAGUUGAAGCUGUUUGCACGUGGCUCGACCUUUGCAGGCCGACGGACCGAGAAGCAUCAUAGUAACGAGAUGGAUCCACUCUUGGACGGCCAACCCUUAUAUAUCAGGCUCUUGCUUUCUUACCUGCCUUGGUUGGUCCUCGUCCGAUGGUGGCAUCUAAGGGACAGAGAUUACGAGCAGACCACGUACUCUCAGCCAACUGUGCCUACUCUGCAGGUCUCUGUAACAAGGCCGGACCCUGUCAAUAUCGGCAAGCACGAGAGUCGGGGCAGUGGCAAGACGGAUGUUGAGUCGCCGCAGCAAAACCCUGGGAGGAGGAAUGAUGGAAUUACUGAGCAAGAAUCAUCUAGGUGAAUCAAUCCAUUUGAGUGGGUGCCGACCAGCGGAGCAUACAUGGCACCGGUCGUCAUGGGCAG